AUGCAUCGAGAGUAUGGGUGGAGUAUAGUUUUUUAAUGCAGUGGUUUUAAAUGUAUGUAAAGCGUGUCCGGUCCAUCCAGGCGCCUGCGGCUCCUGGACCAGCAGAACCAGGAAUUAGGUGGACAGCGCGCCAGGAAAGUUUGCCCCCGGAACUGCGCUUUCGGCGGCUCGGACCCUCGGCUUCAUAAAAUGGCUGGCUGUGGGUCCGAGGAAGCUGUGGUACCGAGGAGGACAAGAUCCGUUCCAGCUGCGAACUGACACGUUUUUCCGCUUCGACUGAGUUGUGAUGCUGCUGUCCCAGAAAUAGUUAUGCCCCAAAAUGGAAUCUCAGUUGGCCUCAGUCCUAACAAGUGGCAGCCUGGAAGUCCAAAAUGGCAGCCAGCGUGCAGAGGCACCGGGGCCCGUGACAGAGGUCGUUUUGGACCCAAAGAAUAAAAAAAUCCCGUCCGGGACCAAACCAGGUAACCUCAAGUCCUGCUCCAUUAGAGCUGCGGUGACCAUCAUCAGGCGAGAUGCUCAAUCAGUCAACAGGGAACAGGCAGAGGUGGGCGGGACCUCUGAGCCGGUCUCUCAGGAAACCAGUAAGAUUGCUGGGAUCAGGGAGCCAAUUACAGUGAAGCAUGGGGUGCCGGUCCUGGGGAAGCAACCAAUUAGGAUCAGAAUUGUUGUCCCUCCGCAGUGUAAGAGGCCAAUCACAAACUGUGCUAUCAUCCCGGCAAAGGACCGUGCUGGGUCGCAGUUUAGGGAACCUGCUUUGGUUUCUGCUGAAGGCCCUAUCACAGAGAACAUCAGUGGGCAAGCCCUUAUUUCAUCUGUGGGGAAUAAAGAAGAGUUCAUUGAUGAUGCCCCUGAGACAGAGAGAAAGGUUAAGACCAAACACAUGGACGGGUCAGAGACUGAUUUAAUCUCAAACACAGAUGCAGUUAAAUUAUUGAGCCAUCACUGGAUUAAAGAGGAAUCUACAGAGAGAGAAACUGGGCAAAAUAUUCCUCUAAUUGUGCAAGAAGCUGACUGCAGAUCUUUGAGAACUUUCAGUGAGGCAGAGAUGGAGGAGCAGAAGGAGCCGUUGGAUCUGAGUCUGCCCAAGAAAAGAGAGAGGAUCUGCGGCCACUUUCUGGAGAAUCCCGGCUGCGAGAGCCCCUUGAUUAUGGAGGUGGAUGAGUUUGAGGGAGACGGAGACAGAGACAUGGUGGAGGAAGACUGUAGUGAGGGAACAGAGGACUUUUCUUCUUCUGUCCUUACAUCUCUGUCUUCAGGAGACUGUGACAAUGAAAACCUCUUACUCAUUGACGACCAGGGAAUCCCAUAUACUCUUAGUCCAGAGGGACUCAAAGUGCCGCAGAUUGAUGCUUCCUUUUUAGGGGACCAUCAGUCAGAUCAGGUUCAUUUGGCACAGGAGGAAGAAGAAGACAGGUCAUCAGAUUUGGUAGGUUCAAGCUUUAGCCAAAGUCUAGAGAAUGCACUAAUUGCACCUUCUGAUGAUUUUCCUGCCAGCGAUCUGUCACCACAACUCAGUGAUCAGAUAAAUUUGAUGACAAACUCUGAUGCUUCAGCUGCUCCAGAGUUGAAUAUCAAAGCUGCUCAGGAGACUAACGAAGCCGUGCCCCCUUCAUCUGUGAUGAACCAAACCAACCAAACCAUUCAGAUCUUGACCAACCCUUCAACCAGUGCUCCUCUCCUCCUUCUGUCUUCCACCUCCUCCUCCCCUCAGCUCUCCUCGCCUCCAGUUGGCCUCUCGCUUCCCCUUUCAGUGACCUCACUGGGUGCUUCCACGCCCAUGUUACUCCUCCUCUCCUCUGUACCCUCUACAUCUAUUGAUUCCACCCCUACCUCCACCUCCAUUGCUGUUCUUGACCUCUCAACUGGUCAGCUGUCCCAGGUUACCACAGCCUCAGCUCAAGUGUCACUUCCUUUGUGUUCUGGUCAGGUCAACACACUUGGAUCACCUCUUCCCACCUUUUCCAACCCCGUAAUCAGACUGGACCCCAGCAGUUCACCUCUCAUCCUGUCAGGUGUUAAUAGUGUGGCCUCCGGCCCCGUCUUCACCUCCCUCGCUGUCCCAACGCCCACCGUCUCUCUGCAGGACAGCCACCUCAGCACAGCGAACCUUAUCCAAACUCAGAUCUGCUACUCUCAAUCAAAUCCAGGAAGCGAAGCCAUAUCUACUGAAGAAGUCACCAGUGAAAACAUCAAGCCAUCAACUUUUGCAGCCUCCUCUGCACAGUCGCAGUCUCCGACAUGCAACCCCUCAGCUCUACAUGCUUCGGAGGCAGCGGCCCAAUCACCAGCCUCAGAAUCCAAGUUUGACUCUUCUGAUAUCCACUCAGAGCACCUUCCUCUGGACGACCACCUUUACUUCUCCAACACCGCAGCUCCUCCCCCUCCUUCUCCUUCACCUCCCAUCGGACCCCUCCUCCCUUCGGGAAAGCUGGACUCCCUCGACGCCCUGGACCCCCUCUCUCCAGCGGAGUCUCCCACCAACCUGGGCUCCCGAAGGGUGCUCUGCUGCCAGCUGUGCCCGCGGAUCUUCUUUUACCUCUCCGACCUGGAGCGCCACGCCAUCACUCACUCGCAGAAGAAGCCUCACGUUUGCCAGCAGUGCGGUAAAGCGUUCAAACGCUCCAGCCAUCUGCAGAGACACAAGCACAUUCACACAGGCCAGAGGAACUUCGUGUGCCCCAUCUGCACCAAACGUUUCAGGGAGGCCGGUGAGCUCCAGCGCCAUCAGCGGGUGCACACCGGAGAGAAACCCUACCAGUGCCAACUUUGCCACACGCGCUUUGCCGAGCGCAACACCCUGCGGCGGCACACCAAGCGCAAACACCCGUUUCACCAGGUGGCAGUGGAAAUGCUGAACGAGAGAAAAGACAGAGGAGAUGGGGCAGGAGGCGCUGGCAGAGGAGGGGUGCAAGAGGAAGAGGAGAGCGCUGAGUGGUACAGCUCUGCCGUAUCCACUCUGGAUAACUCUGAGUCUGAAGUGGACACUGCUAACUGAAGGAAGAGACGCUGAAAGGGACGAUCAUCACCACUUAGGGGCUAAACUUUGACAUUCAAAGAAGGGAGCACUUUCAAUAUUUAUUCCAGUUUUAGAUGUAAAGUACAUGAAUGUGCAUUAUUUUAAUUAAUGGGCCAAAAUCAAACAAGUAAGACUUGAUUUUGAUUUUAUGUUUUGCAUAAAAGUUAAAGCUCCUAAGACUUCAAAUGUUAUUUAAAAUAUCAACAUAUAAAUAUGCGUUUUCAUGCAAUCUGUGAUAAAUCCCUAAAGUGCUCAGAAAAGAAAGAUUAUUUAGUCUAAACAGAUCUCUGCUUUAGUUGUACAUAGAAAGAGAACUAUUUGUAAAAGCUGCACUUCUGCACUAUCUCAUAUGAAAGAUGUGAUCUUUCCUACCGUCAGAGACACUGUGAGUUGUUUGCACUUGUUUGAUUUGAAUUCAGAAUUCAGUUUUUCACAUACCAAGGAGGAAGUUUCUUCUUUAUGUUUAAGGGACUGAUUUUAUCCAUAUCCAGUAAGAUUAUGACCAAAUGGUUUUGGGUUAAUCUAACACAAUAACUAGAUUCUUUUUCCAGAUGUGAUUUAUGUUAAUUUAUUGGAAUAAAAUAUUUGCAACCAUA
Messenger RNA from Girardinichthys multiradiatus, 3612 nucleotides. RefSeq names its product mucin-17. Bases 320 to 2995 code for a protein of 891 amino acids. The record is from RefSeq and is a predicted model, not a curated record. The transcript is spliced from 3 exons. Gene Ontology annotation, biological process: regulation of transcription by RNA polymerase II. Lineage: Eukaryota; Metazoa; Chordata; Actinopteri; Cyprinodontiformes; Goodeidae. Gene Ontology annotation, cellular component: nucleus. Gene Ontology annotation, molecular function: RNA polymerase II cis-regulatory region sequence-specific DNA binding; DNA-binding transcription factor activity, RNA polymerase II-specific.